CCCCCCGUGGCGCGGAUGGGCCGCCGGAGGAGCCACCGAGUUUGCGCGGCCACCCCGAGCAUGCUCAGUAGCGCGCGCGGCGCCUCGGGGCUGCUCCACCGAGCCGCGGCCGGCGCGGAGCCCUUCGCGGCCGCUGCGGGAGCCACAGGAAGUGAAGCGGCUCCGCCGGGCAACCGCGGCGGCAGAACCCGAGGCGGAAGGGGCGCUGCGGCGGCGACGUCGUCGUUGACGAGAGUAGCGGAGGGAGCCGAGCGCCCGGCGGACUCGCGCGUUCGGAAGCCGGAUCCCGAGCCGGGCAGCAUGGAUCAUCACCAGCCCGGGACUGGCCGCUACCAGGUGCUUCACAAUGAAGAGGACAAUUCAGAAUCAUCUGCUGUAGAGCAGCCAUCUACUUCAAACUCAUCACCACAGGUUGUGCAGCCUGCUCCUUCAGCAUCAGCACUUGAAACUGACUCUUCUCCUCCACCGUAUAGUAGUAUUACUGUGGAAGUACCUACAAGUUCAGACACAGAAGUUUAUAGUGAGUUUUAUCCCGUGCCACCUCCCUACAGUGUUGCUACCUCUCUUCCUACAUAUGAUGAAGCUGAGAAAGCUAAAGCUGCUGCAAUGGCAGCUGCGGCAGCAGAAACAUCUCAAAGAAUUCAGGAGGAAGAGUGCCCACCAAGAGAUGACUUCAGUGAUGCAGACCAGCUCAGAGUGGGUAAUGAUGGCAUUUUCAUGUUGGCAUUUUUCAUGGCGUUUAUUUUCAACUGGCUUGGCUUUUGUUUAUCCUUCUGUAUCACCAAUACCAUAGCUGGAAGGUAUGGUGCUAUCUGUGGAUUUGGCCUUUCACUGAUCAAAUGGAUCCUUAUUGUCAGGUUUUCUGAUUAUUUUACUGGAUAUUUCAAUGGACAGUAUUGGCUUUGGUGGAUAUUUCUUGUACUUGGCCUGCUCCUUUUCUUUAGAGGAUUUGUUAAUUAUCUAAAAGUCAGAAACAUGUCUGAAAGUAUGGCAGCUGCUCAUAGAACAAGAUAUUUCUUCUUGUUAUAGAGACUGCAGCAACCUGACAUUCCUUUCUUACGCCAAUGUGAAAUUUCCAGAUCAUCUGUAAACCUACAACUUUAAUAGGAUAGAAGACUACUAAUAACAGAAGACAAAUUAGUGAAGAAAAGAUAGAGCAUCAAAAUUGAAUAGCAGGGUGGUUUAUACUUAAAAGCCAUUUCUGUUCAUUCUUUACCUAUCUAUAUUUCGUUUGUUUUGCACAUAUGCAUAUGUGCCCAUUUAAAAGAUUUGCAUAUACUUGAAAGAGACCUUAAAGUUGUAGCAGUCCAGUCACAUUUGGUUAAUCAGUGUUUGAUAUAAUUGAAAGAAUUGAGUGGUAAAGUCUUCCAGCAUGUAAAUUCCAUUGACUUCUGACCUGACAUUUAGUAUAAUAAAAAUGAAAUUAUUAACCAUGUCAAAUGCUUUACUUUCUGGGUCUUAGAUUCAUUUGGUAAUUCUAUAGAUGAAACAUUGUUUGUUAUAUAUAAAGUUUAUUGAAACCGGCAGUGCUGAUUAUUGGAAAGGAUUUGUCAGAUUUUUGAACGUGAUAUUACAUUAUUAUUUAGGAAAACUCUUCCUGUAAAUAACCAUGCAUAAAGUACUUUCUGCAUUGUUUUCUUAGAAAUUGUGUCUAGAUAUCUUUUCAUUAAUUUUAAAUUAAGUGAACUAAAUAUAUAUAUAGAAAAUUUGAGUGUUAAAGAUAGAAUUUGUUUUUAAGACAAAUGUUAAGAAAAUGUGGGUAUACCAAAUGUCCUUUAUAAGAAAAAAAAAUUUUUUUAAGGGACCUACUAAUUUUAGAGAUUUUCAAGUAAGAAGCUUGGUUUUUAGGAUUGCCCAUCUUAGAGAUUCUUGCAGGAAGAGGUUGUAUUAGAUAUUAUAUUUAUUUCAUUUAAGAGAAUUUUGAAAAUUAAUUUUCCAAAUAUUCUCAUUUGCAUUUGUCUUUUAAAAAGCCAAUAAAAGUAUCUUUCAAUAUCAUUGUAAUAAUUUGUUCUUUAGGUGUUUAAUUUGUUAAGCUUAGCAAAUAAAAUUUUGUGCUAUUAAUAGCUUCUGGUUUUUAUGAUUAUAGAUUAACCUAUAAAAAACAUAUUACCCAUUUUCAAGUUAUGGAAAUGUGUCUGGGGUAUCUAGGGGUGUGGGUGUGUGUGUGUGAUUAGCGUGUGUCGCCAUUAUUACAACUGGAAUCUAAUCUACAUCAUAAGCUACUAUAUUUCACAUCUUGCAAAUCAUUUUAUGUCUCAUCUGUUUUUCUUUUCAGUUAUAUCUUUGCUUUUGAGUACCAACAUUUAAAAAUUAUGGUAUAUCAUCUUUUAAACCUAAAAAGUAUUCAAUACAGCUAUAUAGAAUAUAUAAAAUUGAUUAUUUAUUAUUAGACACUAUUACUAAAAGGUACAUUUAAUUAUUCAGGGAGAUUUUUCCAUU
Messenger RNA from Lemur catta (Ring-tailed lemur), 2439 nucleotides. It is a transcript of the gene NDFIP2, whose product is annotated as Nedd4 family interacting protein 2. Gene Ontology annotation, biological process: vacuolar transport; positive regulation of protein ubiquitination; metal ion transport. Gene Ontology annotation, cellular component: Golgi apparatus; perinuclear region of cytoplasm; endoplasmic reticulum. Gene Ontology annotation, molecular function: WW domain binding. The transcript has 8 exons. The coding region runs from base 16 to 1029 and encodes 337 amino acids. The record is from RefSeq and is a predicted model, not a curated record. NCBI's taxonomy places the organism in Eukaryota, Metazoa, Chordata, Mammalia, Primates, Lemuridae.